GGCUGAUGUGUUGUUCGGCAUGAUGGACUUUGUUUUUUGGUUCUGUGCUGACGCAUGCUGACGCUCUUCGACCACAGCGGCUCGACGGCAGCUGCAAAAUAGACAGAGGACCUGUUCUACUCGCACAUGACCAGUGGGUGAGGGGUGUGCUAUCGCUGGAGUUCUUAAAUUUAAAAAAAAACAUAAUUUGCUGCUUGAGAAGAUUCGGUGAUUUGGGGCUCAGAAGAUACGAACCCGUUACUAACCCAUAUCAAUCAUCCACUGCUGCUAUCUGCUGCUCGCAAUAGGAUAGACCCAAGAAACAUACAUUUUUCCAAGUCCACCAGCCUUCUGCACCAGUCGUUCUGAACCGCCGCGGCCCUCCGCAGCCAUCGGCCCACCGCCCAUCGGACGAUCGCCUCGUGGAUCGGACAGCCCGAUGACGUUCGACGUGGUCGUGCUGGGCGCGACGGGCUUCACCGGGCGCUUGGCCUGCGAAUAUUUGGCUCAGCGGGCCCAAAAAGGUGAUGUAAAGCCGGUGAGCUGGGCGAUGGCUGGGCGUGAUCUACAGAAGCUGGAGGGCAUCAAAGGAGAAUUGCCCGAGGUUGCCAAAGAGGUUCCCCUCUUGAAGGUGGAUGUGAAGAAGAUAGAAGAGCUGAAGGAGAUCGCCAAGAAGGCCAAAGUGAUCUUGAACUUCGCUGGCUCACCCUAUGCAGACAAGGCCCUGCCAGUGGUCGAAGCUUGCGCUUCCAAUGGGUGCUGCUAUGUCGACAUCACGGGAGAGGCGCCCUUCGCGAAGACCUCGGCCGAGCUCUACGACGCCAAGGCCAAGGAGACCAAGUCCUUGAUUCUGCACAUGUGCGGCUUUGACAGCAUCCCCUGCGACAUCGCAGCCUUCAUGGUGGCCAAAGAGAUGCGAAAACGCUAUGGCAUGGGCUGCAGUAAGAUCCGUGCGGCGGUGUUGAAGACCAGUGUUGGUGUCAGUGGAGGUACCAUCUACAGUGGCAUUCAUAUGCUUACCACAGACCAAGAGAACGCUGAAGCUUGGAAGGACCCUUAUGGCAUGGACCCCCCCGGCGGUUUGCGCGGCCCGGACCGCUGCGACGGGGGCGACACAAACCUGCCACGCUGGGAUGAGCUGAACGAGCGCUGGGUGAUGAUGAGCCCGCUCUCGAACCCUAGUGUUCGCACUGUGCGGCGGAGCAACGCCCUGAUGGGCUACGAGUACGGCCAAGGGCUAAGCUAUGGUGAAGGGAUGGCAGUCCCAGGACCUGUCAGUGGCUGGCUGGGCACAACUGCCAUGGGCAUGGUGGUUCUGAGCCUGGCACUCUUCCCCACGCGCUGGGCCUUGCAACGCUGGGUGCUGCCGGCGCCGGGGCAGGGGCCUUCACGAAAGACUUUGGAGGAAGGCUAUUUCACGGUUCGAACGGUGGGCCGUGGUGAAAAAGAGGUGGAUGGCAAGAAUCCCACGGUGGCGGCGCAGGUGCAGAGUGGCUCUGGGGGCGACCCGGGCUACAAAUGCACCGCGCUGAUGGCGGUCGAAAGCGCCUUAUGCUGCGCGUUGCAGCGCUCUGCCUGCGCUGAGGGUGGUGUGCAUACGCCGGCCAGCGGCUUGGGGCAAACCUUAGUGGAUCGCCUGAACGACGCAGGGAUGAAGCUCUUCGUCGAGCCAUGAGCUGAACUAGCUGUCAGGCAAGGCGGAGGGUCGAAGUUCUUUGGCUUGCUCUUGCAAACUGGCAGGUUGACGCGGUUCGGUCGUGCUUUUUGAAAAGCUUGCCUUCACAAAGUGUUGAAACUGUCGUUUCAGAAUGUGAAAUGUUCAAAGCAGCAUGGCUUCAGCUUGACCUUGACACCCUUAUGGAUCCAAAGCUUGUGGCCAGUGAGAUCGUCUUUGGUGGUCCAUGUUGCGGGGCCAGGUGGGCUCCAAUUUUCGCCUCGACAGAACGAGGCCCUUUGUUGUACAGUCCACUCCGCACCACAGCAGAGUGCGGGUGAAGCAGUGUGGAGCGGUUGGAGGUCAACAGGAUGUGCUGAUCCACUCAUGCUUGAC
Durusdinium trenchii is the source of this 2029-nucleotide messenger RNA. The record is from the annotation of a GenBank genome assembly. Lineage: Eukaryota; Dinophyceae; Suessiales; Symbiodiniaceae.